AUGCCGCCGUUAUCGCCGUCGCCCCAAGGUGCCAGCACUACAAGUCCGUCAGCAGAGGCAGCAGUCGAGCACGCAGACAAGGAGGCCUUCGCCCGGAGUGCGGCCGAUGAGAUAGCCUUGCUCACUCGCCAGGCGGCGGUGGAGACGGUGACGCCGGCGGCGCCGCUGUCCCGCCGUCGGGGGGGCGAAUCGGGAGGGACGGAGGCCGACGGCGGUCAUGACGGCCGCCGCCUGUGCAUGCUCGACGUGUUGUGGGCCGCUUCAUCCUUUCCAGCUGAAGGGGGUGGCGCCCAUGACGCGUCCGCAAACGGUGGCGAGCAGCGACAAACAGCAACAGCGUCAGCAACGACCCGAACGACAAGCCAGGACUCGCACGGCGUGGGGUUUACGGCCACUUCUGCGCCGGCGGCGGCGGCAUCGCCGCCGCCGCCGCCGCCGCCGCCGCCGCCUUUGACGCUAUCCGAACCGGUCGACCGGCCGUGUUCCGGCCCCCUCCGCGCAGCCUUGCUAGGGACCCGCGCGCAUUUUCCGCGGUCCCGUAUCACCAUCUUCCCGGCAUGUGUUCAAACCCCCAGGUCGGGGGAGGGUGGCGGCAGCAGCGGCAGCAGCAGCAGCUGCAGGGAUGAAAAUGGCUGCGGGAGCGAGUUGCGCCGGGCGUGGCAGCGGCAGUGGAAAGCCUGGUGCGAGUCGACGGGCGCGCGGGUGUUCCUCAGCGGUGGCGUUUCUGCAGCGAUUGAGGCUGGGCCAGUUCUGGACGCCGGGCUAUUGUGGCGGGGGCCUGUCGUAGCCGGGACGACAAGAACGACGGCCUCAGCACCGGCCCCGCCCUCAACAACAACAACAACAACAACAGCCGCCAAGGUGCCCCCACAGACUAGCUCAGGCACCUCCUCCUCGGCGGCUACCCUCCACAACCCAAACCCUCCGCAACCAGCUCGCGCGAUCCCGGUUUUCCCCUCCUUGGAUGGCUUCGCCCUGCGACUAGCGGCGGCGGCGGUUACUCCCUCGGCCUCGGGGCCAGUAGAAGGCGUCACUAGCGGUUCAGCAGCCGGAGGUGGUCCUGCCGCCGCGGUGGCGCGGGGGGCGUCGAGCACGCUCGGCCGCGCGCCGGCGCUGCGGUUAGCGCGGGUGAUCUCGCCGGCGGAGGUGGCUCGCGCGUGCCACCUUCUCGCAGACGGAGCCCUCGCGCCGGCCCUCGAGCUGUUCGUGGAAGACGACGAGAGAUGCCGGGGGAGCGCCGAGUUUUUGAAAAAGUGGGCGGUGGACGGCCGAGGGCUACUCUUGGUCACGGGAGCGGCGGCGGCGGAGGCUACGGGCGGGGUUCGCGGUGGGCGGGCAGAAGCGGGAAAGGGGGGCGUGGACGAAGGGUUGGCGAUGGCGUGCUUUCCUCACCGCCGUGGCCGAAACCGCCGCCGUCCUCGGGAGCUAGCCGGCAGCGGAGGACAUGCCGAUGUUGGGGCCGUUGAGGAGGACGAAGGCCGGGACGUGACGACGCCGGUCUGGAGCGUGACGCUGUUUCGAAAAGCGUCGGAGUUCUCCGAAGCGGCGGUCUCGGCGCUCGUCGGCGAGAGCAGCGGCGACCGGUGUAUCGAUAGCGGUUUCAUCUCUCGCCUUGCAUGGGGAGGCUCACGCUCAGGCUCAGUGCUGACGCGGAUGACAACGGGGCCGAGUCACACAAGCCCUCCAUCGGAUCCAGUGGAGGAAAAGGAAGAUAUGGGAGAGACCGCGGCUACUUCCUCCGUCGUUGCGUCCCUACCUGUCUACGCGUCUGCUUCUCUGAUCUCUCAACAGUCUCGCCUGUUCUUUCCACCGCAGGAAGCGUUGUCAGCCAAAGACGGCGCAACGACACCGCUACCUUUGACACCGGCCGGUGCUUCCACCAGCAGCAGGAGCAGCAGCAGGAAGAGGCGGCGAUCGGCUGGGUCAUCCGUCGUUGGCGGCACUAUCCCCCGCGGGAGCGAACGCCGAGCGCCCGGAGAGAGGGCUCUUGGAGAGGAGGCGGCGUGUUCGUCUUCGUCUUCGCCCAGAGAAGGAGGCGGUCGCCGGCGGUCGAAUCGCAUCGUCGUAGCAUUGGCAGUGGCAGAAGCGAACAACCAACUGUCGGAGCUGCAGGAGAGAUCGGCGGCCGCGGCAGCAGAAGACGGGCGUCGACGGAGAACGAAGUCAUCGUCGGGCAAAGCGCAUGGUGCUUGCGGGGGAGGCAACGGCCGUGGCGCGGGGUGCAAGGGAGGAGAACAAGUAGGUGUCGAACGAGGAUGUGGGGGAAGAGGACGGAAACGCGGACCGCUGCCAGGACAUACCGGCGUGCCGGGCGGCGAUGAAGGCCACAGGCAGGUUUUUUUUCCCUUCUCUUCCCUCGCAUACGCUCUGUACGGGUCCUUCGGGGAUUGGGGGGACGGGGAAGCCAGCGCAACUGUGGACGGCGGGUCCCGGCGUCGUUUCUGGGCGGAAGAAUGCCUCCUUCCGGACGGCGGCGGCGGCGGCGGCGGCGGCGGCGGCGGCGGCCGUGGUACUUCCUCUUCUUCCGGCCGUGCGAUGUUUCCCGGUGGGUCUGGUAGCCGCAACGGCAACACAAGCGCGUAUUCCAAGGCACCCCCUACCACUGCGACUGGCGGGGCCGCUGGUGUGUCGGCCGGGAAACGGAGCGAGGGAAUUUCCAGGAAACACAACGACGGUGGUCGUGGUGACGGCGAGAAUGAUCGUGGUGUUGGCGGCCUGUCGGGGUGUGCCGCCGCCACCGCCCGGGCGUCCGGCACGACCGGCUACAAGAGCGGCAGCGGCAGCAGCGGCGGCGGGUCCGGCGUUGCGGCGGCAGCCCCGCCGUCGCCUCCGAGGCGCACGCUGUCCACCGCCGAACAGGCCCUCGUGAACGCCGGGCAGCAGCAGCGGGCUCGCGCAAAGCAGCGGCGGGUGGUCGCGAGAGAGCAGCGGGCACGCAUGGAUCGUCCCCGGCCCCGCCCUCGCCCUCGCGGCGGCGGCGGCGGCGGCGGCGGCAUCGGUGCCAGCGGUGGUGGGUCAUUGAUGUCAUCGUCGUCGUUAUCUUCGUGGGCGACGGGAGCUGUCGGCGGGAGCGCCAGCGGUGGGAAUUUUCAACGCAGCAGCGGUCCCGCCUCCGUCGGACCUUCUUCGCGUUCCCUCGGCAUGGUGGGCCGUUCGGGCUCGAUGGGGUCGAAGCUUUCACGCGGGAGCCUUAUUCUGGGCCGUUCAGUGGCGGGGGGUACCGGUGUUGGGGGAUCUUCUUCCGUCGCCGGCGCGGGCGGCGGUGAAGGGAGCGGCGGUGCAGGGGCGGGAGGAGGAGCUGCUGGUGGGCAUGGUAGCGCCGGUGUUGCCGCUCCUGCUGGUGUUGGGGGGCAGCAAGAGUCGGCGACGGCGGCGACGACAACGCGACGGGGAGAGAAGAGCAUCGCCUCCACGACGGCGGGCUCGGGUGCCGGGCGCGCGGGGAGCCGUGGCAACCACCGCGAGAGACCCAAAUCGUUCGCGUCUCCGUCUUCUUCGAUUUCGCCGCCGGCGGUCGGGCUUGUGGCGGCGGCCGUUGGCGGGAACAGCCGCCGGGCAAAGCGAGCCAUCCUCCAGGACCCACCGCCUGCAACGGUUCCGCCACCAACGACUUCAGCAGCGCCAGCAGAACGGGCAACAACGGGGGGGACGGCGGGGGCGGGCAGUAGGUCGAUGGCGGCGGACUCAGGUCACGAAGCAGACAGCGAAGGACGUUCCAGAGCCGGCGGAGCUAGGUUUGCGGGUGCCGGCGACGGAGACAGUGUUGGCGUUGGUGCGGGUGCUACCGCGGGCGCUGGGGAUGCGACAGGCACGGCAGGUGCUGGCGACGCCGGGUUCAGGCGGGUAAUGGAGCGCGCGAUGCUCGCCGCUAUUGCAUCGAAACUGGGCCUGGCUGAGGACAACCCAUCCGUGCUAACAGUUUUCGAGAGGGAAAGUCGGCUCAUGGGUGGUGGUGGUGGCGGCGGCGGCGAGGUGGAGGAAUGA
This is a messenger RNA of Ectocarpus siliculosus, 3984 nucleotides long. The record is from the annotation of a GenBank genome assembly. NCBI's taxonomy places the organism in Eukaryota, Phaeophyceae, Ectocarpales, Ectocarpaceae.